AUGUCAGUUGAUGAAUUGCAUAGUUCACUGUUGGUGCAUGAGCAGAAACUUAAAAGUCAAAAUACUACAAUAAAGGAGAUAGCUUUAAAAGCUCCACCUGCAAUGAAUCCUCAUCAUGGAAAGGCUCUGGUCAUGGUCGAGGUGGAGGUCGAGCAAGAGGAAGAGGGAGAGGUCCUCAUGAUUUUGGCAGCAGAGGAAAUCAUGAUUUCGACAACAGAGGAAAAUCUGAUUCUAGAGGUAGAGUCAGAGGUCAAUACAAACAACAAAGACAUCAUGAGUCAAAACUUGAAAAAUCACAGAUUGAGUGCUAUAGGUGUGGUAGGUACUGUCACUAUCGGUCUGAAUGCUACACUAACAUGUCUAAAGAAAGGGGUGAGACAUCAAAAUUUGAACAAAGAGAUGAAGAAAUUCUUCUUAUUGCUUGCGAUACAAAAGAGGAAUCACAUUCCAAUUGGUGGUAUAUUGACUCAGGAAGUAGCAAUCGUAUAUGUGGGAGUAAGUCUGAUUUUCAUCAUUUAUAUUGAUGGGAAGAGUGAUAUCCAAAUCAAAGCGAAGGAUAACUUCCUUCAAACGAUUUCUAAUGUGUAUUAUGCUCUUGCCUUAAAAACCAAUUUUCUUAGCAUUGGCCAACUGCAAGAGAAGGGCUAUGUGAUCACCAUCAAAGAAGGCACUUGUGAGAUCAGUGAUCCGAGAAGAUGA
This is a messenger RNA of Prunus armeniaca (apricot), 699 nucleotides long. Lineage: Eukaryota; Viridiplantae; Streptophyta; Magnoliopsida; Rosales; Rosaceae. The record is from the annotation of a GenBank genome assembly.